GGCUGCCUGCCCGGCCGGCCCGAGCUCCAGCCUGCCUCUCCCCGGCCACUGCCUCCCACCCGGGCUGGCAUCCCCACUCCCCGCCCUGGGUCCCAGCCCGUGUCCUCCAUCGUGGCAGGGCUGGCGAGGGGCCGGCGGACACCAGGGCCCGCCCUCCCAUCACUGAGCCCCGCUCCUUCCUCAUUUUCCUGCUGAUUCUGCCCCAAACAAACAGGUCGAGCUUUUUCCUCCGUUGGCAGCUGGUCGCAGGCCUGCGGCUGCCUUCUAAGCUCAGAGUGCUGCAGACGCCAGCGGGAGGGGGACUGGGACGCUGCUCCUGGCGCCUGGCCCUGGGGCAGGCCUGUGGCAGGAGAGCGCGCUGUGGCGCGGCAGACGCCUGAGGAUGAUGCCCCAGCUGCUGUUCAGAGAUGCCUUUUGGUGCAGGGACUUCACGGCCCACACGGGCUACGAGGUGCUGCUGCAGCGGCUGCUGGACGGCAGGAAGAUGUGCAAGGACGUGGAGGAGCUGCUGAGGCAGAGGGCCCAGGCGGAGGAGCGGUAUGGGAAGGAGCUGGUGCAGAUCGCGCGGAAGGCGGGCGGCCACACGGAGAUCAACUCUCUGAGGGCGUCCUUUGACUCCUUGAAGCAACAAAUGGAGAAUGUGGGCAGCUCACACAUCCAGCUGGCCCUGACCCUGCGGGAGGAGCUGCGCAGCCUGGAGGAGUUCCGGGAGAGGCAGAAGGAGCAGAGGAAGAAGGGGAGUGUCCUGAGGCUGCGGCCCCCAGCUCAGAGCCUCCUGUCCCCUGCAGUACGAGGCCGUCAUGGACCGUGUCCAGAAGAGCAAGCUGUCACUCUACAAGAAGGCCAUGGAGUGCAAGAAGACUUACGAGCAGAGGUGCCGGGACGCGGAUGACGCGGAGCAGGCCUUUGAGCGCGUUAGUGCCAGUGGCCACCAGAAGCAGACGGAGAAGAGCCAGAACAAAGCCAAGCAGUGCAGGGACGCGGCCACGGAGGCAGAGCGGGUGUACAGGCAAAGCACCGAGCAGCUGGAGAAGGUGCGGGGCGAGUGGGAGCAGGAGCACAGGACCACCUGUGAGGCCUUCCAGCUGCAGGAGUUUGACCGGCUGACCAUUCUCCGCAACGCGCUGUGGGUGCACUGCAACCAGCUGUCCAUGCAGUGCGUCAAGGACGACGAGCUCUAUGAGGAAGUGCGGCUGACGCUGGAGGGCUGCCGGGUGGACGCCGACAUUGACAGCUUCAUCCAGGCCAAGGGCACGGGCACCGAGCCCCCGGCGCCGGUGCCCUUCCAGAACUACUACGACCGGGAGGUCACCCCGUCAUCCGGCAGCCCUGGCGUGCCACCGUCCUGUGGCAUGAUGAAGAGGUUCUCCGGGCUGCUGCAUGGAAGUCCCAAGGCCUCGUUGGCAACUCCUGCUGCCUCCACAGAGACCCUGACCUCCUGCCUCGAGCGGAAUGAGGGUGUCUACGCAGCUGUGGCCGUGCGGGAGACACAGGGCGACCUGGUUGCGCCAGCCCAGGACUACCGCGCGCUCUAUGACUACACAGCGCAGGUGAGGCCCCGGCCCUCUGCUGCGCGGGAGGGUGCGUGUGCGGGCGAGAACGGACGCUCGCAGGCAGCUGCGCUGGGGCACGAGCGCGGGCGCAGCCCUCGGUGCUUAGGCGGCCCCAGCGCGCCUGCUCAACAGCUGGUGAUGGGGACCAGGGCCUGCGUCUGCGUGCGGGACACGCGUGGCAUGCACGUGCCUGCGCUGCCCCGCAGCCGGCCCCGUGUGCCGUGGGCACAGGCACACACAUGCAGGCAGGUGCCGGCGCCCGGGGCUGCCUGCAGGUAAUGGCGUGGGGGUCAGGCCGUGUGGGUACAGAGACCAACUGCAGCCACGAGUGAGUCCUCCCCUUGGGCCAGCACUGAUUUUCUGGUGUCCACAGGGAGAGGAUGGGCCGGGGCAGCCACAGGGUAGGGGUCCCGAGACCCCUAGAGUCCAGUCUGCUCCCUGCUUUGAGGGGAGGUGCACGGCUGGACCCCAGCUCCACCUGGGCUGAGGUGGGGCCCCGCACUUGGCUGGCUCGGGGACGCAGACCCCCAUGCCCCGGCAGGGCAGCCAGGCCAGGCGAGUGACAGGGUCCUUGGCGUGCUCUAGUGAACUGGCUGGCUGGGGCUGGGGACUGGCAGCGAGGGAGGCUGGGUGGUGAGCCGUGGAGAGCGCGACCUGGGCUCAGGGUGUGGUGAGCAACCCUGCCCCUGCCGUGCCUGUCACUGCGUCUGGAGCAGAGAAGGGGGCAGGGGAAGAACCCCAGGUGGGAGAAGCCUACGAUGACAAACUGAGGGGGACAGAAGGCAAGUCCCUUGGGGCACCCGUAUCCUAUACGUCUCCCAGGAGGUAUGGGUGUGACUCAGCGGACCCUGCCUACCCUACUGACAAGCUGACCAGGGCCCUCCCAGCAGGCCCCGCCAGCCCCAUGUGCUUUUCGUCUCUUGCCCAGAAUCCCGACGAGCUGGACAUCUCUGCCGGGGACGUUCUGGUGGUCAUCCUGGAAGGGGA
Messenger RNA from Propithecus coquereli (Coquerel's sifaka), 2540 nucleotides. It is a transcript of the gene PSTPIP1, whose product is annotated as proline-serine-threonine phosphatase interacting protein 1. The record is from RefSeq and is a predicted model, not a curated record. Gene Ontology annotation, biological process: actin filament polymerization. Gene Ontology annotation, molecular function: actin filament binding. Gene Ontology annotation, cellular component: plasma membrane; cytoplasm; actin filament. The transcript is spliced from 14 exons. NCBI's taxonomy places the organism in Eukaryota, Metazoa, Chordata, Mammalia, Primates, Indriidae. The coding region runs from base 801 to 1832 and encodes 343 amino acids.